Molecule: messenger RNA, 1011 nt
Organism: Mesorhabditis spiculigera
Lineage: Eukaryota; Metazoa; Nematoda; Chromadorea; Rhabditida; Rhabditidae
Source: the annotation of a GenBank genome assembly
AUGGUCGGCCAACUUCUUCAAAUAAUAGACUUCAUCAAGGAUGCGGAUAAGGAUCGAAUUCACCCACGCCUCAUCGAAACGGCACUGCUCGAGAUUCAAGAGAAAAUUAGGGGCAAAAAGGUCGUGAUCGUGAGCAUUGCCGGCCUCUUACGAGGCGGCAAAAGCUGCCUGCUCGAGCUGCUGCGCCUCGAGCUGACCAACCCGGGGGCGUUGCGGGACCCGAAGACCGUCAUCGGACACAACGAUGGUAUCCCGUUCAAAAUGGACGAAGCCCGACACACCCAGGGCAUUCUGAUGUGGAAUGAGUUGAUUCCGGUUGAGACAGAUGCGGGGACGUAUCACGUACUGCUCGUCGACUCGCAGGGAACAUUCGACUUUGAGAGCGAUACAAAAGUCUCCGCCUUCAUAUCGACGAUCCUUCAUCUCCUCUCCUCGAUAAUGCUGAUCAAUGCCUGCGGCUUCAGCGCGGCCGACCUGGACCAUCUCACGCAAAUGCAGCUGUUCUCCGAGGCGGUGAAGAGGGAUGCCGGGGAGUGUGAGAAAAGCCAACGACCGGCAAUCUUCUUCACAUUCCGCGAUCGAAAGGUUUCCAAGAAUUCUGUCGAAAAUCUGCAGCCCGGCCGCUACGGCAGCGAUCCAGAUUAUUUCAAGCGGAUGAGGAUGAACCCCGCUAACGAAAAAAAGAUUGAUGAAGUCCGAGAGGCUGCCAGAAACAUGCAGACCUUUGUCUUCCCGACUCCAGACAAAAAAUUGACGGAUGCUUCAACGGGUGAUGUUAUUACGAUUGGCAAUCCGGUGAAGGCAUCUUCCGGCACGCAAGCCAGGGCUCAGGACGGGGCCGAGAAGUCGCAGCCAGUUGAAGAUAGAGAAAGCGUACACGAUGAGAAGCUGCGCAGCUACGCCACCGACUACCAACGCGUCUUUUUCACGUGUUUGGAGAAUGCCCAGAAGAAGGCGGCCAACAUCUGCGAGCAGGACUUUGUCAACCAGAACCAGGUGGCUGCAACCGCU